AAGCAAUCGGUCGCGCAUGUGCGUUGCACCAAGGUAGCAUUUAUUAUUAUUGUUUGUUGUUAAUCAAACUCCGGGUGAUCACACUUGGCCAAAAUCCACAGUAAAAAAUUAACUUAAAAUUGAAUUUGCUCAUCAAAGAAUUAAAAGUGAUGGACAAUUUCCAUAAAAUUGAAAAAAUUGGCGAAGGUACUUAUGGAAUUGUUUAUAAAGCCCGAGAUAAAAUAACCGGAAAAUUGGUGGCAUUAAAAAGGAUACGACUUGCUACAGAGACGGAAGGAGUACCCUCAACAGCAAUACGUGAAAUUUCUCUGCUAAAAGAUCUGACACAUCCGAAUAUCGUUCAGCUGUUUGAUGUCGUCAUUGGUGAGAUAAACAAGGACCUUUACUUGGUCUUCGAGUACCUGCAGCAGGAUUUAAAAAAAUUUUUGGAUUCUCUGAAGAAUGCAAUCAUUAAUCCGCUGCACUGGAGUAUUUUGGUCAAGAGUUAUUUACACCAGCUAUUAAAAGCUAUAGCCUUUUGUCACAAUCAUCUGAUCCUGCAUCGAGAUUUAAAGCCACAAAAUUUAUUAAUUGAUCACGAGGGUCACAUAAAAUUAGCAGACUUUGGUCUAGCCCGUUCAUUUGGUCUUCCAAUGCGUAUGUACACCCACGAGGUCGUUACUUUGUGGUACCGAGCACCUGAAAUAUUACUUGGCACCAAAUUGUACUCGUACGCCGUCGACAUUUGGAGUCUCGGUUGUAUUUUUGCUGAAAUGGCCACAAGGAGAGCAUUGUUUCCAGGUGACUCGGAAAUAGACCAAUUGUUUAAAAUAUUCCGCACCCUCGGUACUCCUGACGAAACAAUCUGGCCCGGCGUAUCUCAGUUACCUGACUACAAGUCAAUGUUUCCCCAGUGGGAUCCACGGGAUCUCGAUGAAGUUGUACCCAAUUUUGAUGAUGAUGCUAAAGAUAUAUUUAUGAAAUUAUUGACCUACGACCCAAGUAAGAGGGUAACGGCAAUGAAUGCACUGAAUCAUCAAUUUUUCAGGGAUGUUAAGUUGAUAAGUCCGAAUUUAGUCAAGAGAGACUGACCUUUAUCUGUUAUAUCGUAUGUUUUUAUUAUUUUCUUUUUCUAUAAACAAUUUUAUAUUCAA
This is a messenger RNA of Microplitis mediator, 1133 nucleotides long. RefSeq names its product cyclin-dependent kinase 2 (gene Cdk2). NCBI's taxonomy places the organism in Eukaryota, Metazoa, Arthropoda, Insecta, Hymenoptera, Braconidae. The coding region runs from base 150 to 1070 and encodes 306 amino acids. The transcript has 5 exons. Gene Ontology annotation, molecular function: cyclin-dependent protein serine/threonine kinase activity; cyclin binding; ATP binding. Gene Ontology annotation, cellular component: nucleus; cyclin-dependent protein kinase holoenzyme complex; cytoplasm. Gene Ontology annotation, biological process: regulation of G2/M transition of mitotic cell cycle; signal transduction; regulation of gene expression. The record is from RefSeq and is a predicted model, not a curated record.